UUAAAGAUGGCAACAAAGCUUCAAUUUUUUUUGGUACUUAUACUUUCAUGUGCCACUCUGCAGAUCUCCAUGGCUGGAGAUCCUGACAUUCUAUCUGACUUCAUUGUUCCACCAGGUUUUAGUAGCCCCAUAGACGGAAAUUUCUUCACCUUUACUGGAAUGAGGGCACUUGUUAAUGCAACCUUCCCAACAACAUUUAAGGUCACAAAAGCAGCUAUGGCUGAGUUUCCUGCUCUUAACGGUCAGAGUGUUUCUUAUGCUGUACUCCAAUUCCCUAAUGGCACUGUGAACCCACCGCACACCCAUCCUCGGGCCUCAGAGCUGUUGUUACUUACCAUGGGCUCUUUAGAAGUUGGGUUUGUUGACACAACUAACAAUCUGUUUACUCAGACACUACAAAAAGGUGACAUCUUUGUGUUCCCUAAAGGACUUGUUCACUUCCAGUUUAACAGUGAUGCCAAUAAUCCAGCUUUGGCUAUCUCUGCCUUUGGAAGUGCUAAUGCAGGGACCGUGUCUGUUCCAAAUACAGUUUUCAAUACGACAAUCGAUGAUCAAAUAUUGGCUUUGUCUUUUAAAACAGAUGUUGCCACCAUUCAGAAGAUAAAAUCUGGAUUUUCAGGCUAA
Molecule: messenger RNA, 624 nt
Organism: Erigeron canadensis
Lineage: Eukaryota; Viridiplantae; Streptophyta; Magnoliopsida; Asterales; Asteraceae
Product: germin-like protein 9-3
Exons: 1
Coding region: 7-624 (205 amino acids)
Cellular component (GO): cell wall
Molecular function (GO): manganese ion binding
Source: RefSeq, a predicted model, not a curated record